AUGGCGCAUUCUCACUCCCACGAUGCCGGUGUCGAUCACUCUCACGACGAUCCGUUUAACGGUCAUGGUCACUCUCACGACAUCCUCGACGGCCCCGGCUCAUACGUCAACCGUGAGAUGCCCUUGAUCGAGGGCCGUGACUGGAAGGAUCGUGCCUUCACAAUUGGAAUCGGCGGACCCGUAGGAUCCGGCAAGACGGCACUGAUGCUGGCCUUGUCCCAGGCUCUUCGCGACGAGUACAACAUCGCCGCUGUGACCAACGAUAUCUUCACAAGGGAAGACGCUGAGUUCCUUACCCGGCACAAGGCCCUUGCGCCUUCGCGCAUCCGUGCCAUCGAAACAGGUGGUUGCCCGCACGCCGCUGUCCGCGAAGAUAUCAGUGCGAACUUGCUCGCCCUUCAGAAACUCCAGAAGCAGUUCUCAACGGAUCUGUUGCUUAUCGAGUCGGGUGGUGAUAACCUUGCUGCGAACUACUCGCGCGAGCUGGCUGAUUUCAUCAUCUAUGUUAUUGAUGUAGCGGGUGGUGAUAAGGUGCCUCGUAAGGGUGGUCCUGGUAUCACGGGCUCCGACCUGUUGGUUGUCAACAAAAUUGAUCUUGCUGAGGCUGUUGGUGCCGAUCUGAGUGUCAUGGAGAGGGACGCGGCGAAGAUGCGUGAGGGUGGUCCUACCGUCUUCGCUGUUGUCAAGCACGGAAAGGGUCUGAACCACAUUGUCAACCUGAUCAUUAGUGCCUGGAAGGGAAGUGGUGCGUAUGAGCUCAGUUUGCAGCGGUGGAAGGAUGGCGCCGUGCGUGGCUCUGGCAGCAUUGACGAGUAG
Molecule: messenger RNA, 816 nt
Organism: Penicillium brevicompactum
Lineage: Eukaryota; Fungi; Ascomycota; Eurotiomycetes; Eurotiales; Aspergillaceae
Product: urease accessory protein UreG
Exons: 3
Coding region: 1-816 (271 amino acids)
Molecular function (GO): nickel cation binding; GTPase activity
Source: RefSeq, a predicted model, not a curated record